UAAAGUAUGCAGUAAACACGUCACAGCAGUUAUAAAUUAUAGCUUGUAGCGAGCAGAUGUGCCUACAUUUCUAUGCCAACCGCGAAAUAAUUCCAAGCUUAUGGAAUUUUAAAAAGUGAUUUUUCUGUAUUAAUCGUAAAGUGCAGGACGCAGAUUAUUGAGCUUUUUAAUUUGUAAACGACGAAGAGUGAUGAUGACUGACAACUGUUCGGAUAUUGUAAACACAGUACUAGGACGUAAACCGUUGUCCGAGCUUGGAAAAACGCUAACGCAUGAGCAUCUGGCUCUCGAUUUUCGCAAGUUUUACGUACCUCCACCGCAGCAUCUUAAACAUUUUCCUAAGGGCCGUCCGUCUCUUCAAGAUAUUGGAUACGUUCGGCAGUAUCCGUAUAGCAGCUUAUACAAUUUGGAGUUUUAUGAUGACGACGCGGCGGAAGCCGUUUGUAAAGAUGUGGAAUUAUUCAAAGAAGCCAUUGGCGGUACCAUUGUGGAGAACAGUAGCCACGGUUUGAAGCGUGAUAUCCCUUUAAUGAAAAAUGUUAGCCGGUCCACGGGAGUUAAUGUGAUUGCAGGAACUGGAUAUUACGUCGCCAGCAUGCAAAGCGCGUCGACUCUCAAUAUAACUGAAGAAGAAAUGUAUAAUUUAAUGUGCAAAGAAUUGGAAGAGGGUUGCAUGGAGUGUCCAGAUGUAAAAGCGGGAUUUAUCGGGGAAGUCGGCAGUACUUGGCCGAUCGAAGAUUUUGAAAAACGUGCCAUUCGCGCGACUGGCGAGCUACAAGCUCAGUUACGUUGCUCCGUGAGCUUUCAUCCUGGAAGGAACGCAUCUGCGCCCACAGAAAUAAUGAGAAUCUAUCAAGAGGCUGGUGGAGAUACGAGCAAGGCCAUCAUGUCUCACGUCGAUCGUACGUUGAUAAAAAAAGAGCAACUCAUGGAAUUCGCCGAUGCUACCAAGUGUUACAUCCAAUACGAUCUGUUUGGCACCGAGUGUUCCUACUAUCAGCUGAAUCCGUCGGUCGAUAUGGUGUCUGAUGCACAGCGUGUCAAACGUAUUGCACUGCUAAAAAAAGAGAAAAAACUGGAUCGAGUUCUAAUGAGUCACGACAUACACACUAAGCAUCGACUGGUGCAUUUUGGAGGACACGGAUAUUCUCAUAUCACUAACAAUGUUGUGCCAAUCAUGAAAAACAAGGGCUUUACGACGAAAGAUAUCGAACUGAUAACGAUUGAGAAUCCUAAGAGAUGGCUUACCCGGCAGUAAUCCGUUUGACAGACUGCAUUUCGCCUUAUUGAUAAUUAUCCACAAAUAGCGCUUUUCUAAUUGUAGUCAUGGCAUAAGAAGCACACAUGUGCUUUCUGUAUAUGAUCAUGUUUUUAAUAAUAAACAAUGUUGCUAAUUGUAUAAUUCAA
Molecule: messenger RNA, 1407 nt
Organism: Monomorium pharaonis (pharaoh ant)
Lineage: Eukaryota; Metazoa; Arthropoda; Insecta; Hymenoptera; Formicidae
Product: phosphotriesterase-related protein
Exons: 7
Coding region: 191-1258 (355 amino acids)
Biological process (GO): catabolic process
Molecular function (GO): zinc ion binding; hydrolase activity, acting on ester bonds
Source: RefSeq, a predicted model, not a curated record